AUGGAAUUCAAGCAAUCAGAUUUUGAACAUUUAGUGGAAUUACCCUCGGAAAUUGAUAAUGGCGAAGUAUUGUACAGCCCAGUUGGAGAUGCUUCUAUGCUGAGCUGUGGUUGCGUGAUAAGUGAAAACUUAUUCACCUCAUUGAAAGGCCUAUGUGCUGUUUGCUAUGCAAAAGACAUACAUUUGGUAGGACCCGUUUAUCAGCUUCGUGAAUUGUAUCAUCUUUUAAUGAGCCAGAAUGCUUUCUCAACUGAGUACGUAAAAUCGGGUCAGAUCAAUCUCUCUAAACAAGAUAAUCUGGAUACAAAGCAUAAUAAAGGGAUCCCUAUUUUGGAUGCAUUCCACCAGAUUUUAGUUGGUGCAAGUAAGGAAACCCAGGCCUUCCAAGAAAAAUCCAAUCAGGGAACGGUCUUUCCGAAGAACGACCCUCAAGAUAUAGCCAAAUUGGACUCUGACUUACUGCACAUUUCUAAAUCAGCUCAGCUAGGUGUGUCCACAUCAACUACCCAUUCUAAUCCAGAGUUGGAACUCAAUUUUGCUAGGAAUUUCCCAUUUUUCAAAAGACAAUACCACUUCAUAACUCAAAAAACCAAGAUGCUACUAAAAACUUCCAAAAUAUUCAUUAAUAACGCUAUCUCACCAGCAUUAAAUCAGUUUGUUCUUUUGAAUGAAACCAAGUUUCAAGUGUACUCCAUUGACCCCAUAGAUUAUAGUUCUUCUCCUAAGAUGAAAUGUUGUGGAAAAUCAACAGGUGAGUUUGGACCUUCAUUCGAUUCCUUAAAUAAACCUGUUGUGCGAGAUAAAGAAUUAAUUUCAAAGCUCAACAAAUGGGAGUACUUAGCCUGUCGUAUAACUAAGAACAUGUUGAUAAUAUCAGGAACGAGAGGAAUUUUAGAAAUAUACGAUACCAACGACAAUGGCAAAUGCAUUUAUACGUACCAGUCCAAGUUUCCUAUACGAUGUAUUGAUGUUAGCAAUGAUGAAUCACUAAUUGCUAUUGGUAUUACAGGAAAAGAUAAAUUUACCCAGUCUGAGCAAACGUUGAUUACGUUUCUUAGGCUAGAUUUUUUGGAAAAUGAGAUUAAGGUUGAUGUAAUCACUGUGACUCUACCCUACAAAGAUCCAUUGAACUUACUACAAUUUUCUCCUGAUUCACAGUACUUGGGUUGUGCUACAGCUCUUGAAUUUAGGUUCAUGGUAAUAUCAGUCAUUGACCCUCAUGAACCAAAACUAGUAAUGAAAUCCCUGCGUUCGUUGGACUCCUCCUUGGAGAGUGAGGGAAUCACCGACAUGCAAUUUUUCCCCGACAACAGAACACUCACCCUAACUUCAGUUGCCUUUAAUGGUUCACCGGUAGUCAUUGACUCUAAACUCAACUCUAUCGUAGGUCUACAGGCAAUUGCUCAACCCACAAUGCUACUGAAAGUUGAUGAAGUUGGUUCAGCCAUUCACAAGGCUUGUAUUUCUCCAAGAGGGGACGCAGUUGCCUAUCUUGACCGUAGUGGAAGUUGCUACCUUCUUCUUUCACCAAUUAUGGACGGAAAUGAACAUAAGCGUGUGGUGAUAGUUGCAGAAGUGGCUAAUGCUGUUCGGUUCAAAGAGGCUGCGAGCAUGCGAUUUGACAGUGAUGGGUAUAAAUUAUACAUCCUGGAUAGAAAAGGGUCACUCUAUAUAGAGGACUUUACAGCAUCAUCAGACUUAACUCGAUGCAAACUUAUCUCAUAG
This is a messenger RNA of Komagataella phaffii GS115, 1725 nucleotides long. RefSeq names its product Component of the SPS plasma membrane amino acid sensor system (Ssy1p-Ptr3p-Ssy5p). Lineage: Eukaryota; Fungi; Ascomycota; Pichiomycetes; Pichiales; Pichiaceae. The transcript has a single exon. Gene Ontology annotation, molecular function: protein binding. The coding region runs from base 1 to 1725 and encodes 574 amino acids. The record is from RefSeq and is a predicted model, not a curated record.